GGUGUUGAGGACCAGCUUGGUGGUGGUAGCGGCCAUAUUGGUGGUGUCAGUGUUAUCACGGGAGACUAUGGCGAGCACCAACCAUGUCAUCUGUUACUACGCCUCCUGGGCACACUACCGCCAAGGUCAGGCCAAGUACACAGUGGAGGACAUCCCCGUGGACCUGUGCACUCACCUCGUCUACGCCUUUGCCAUCCUCGACCCCAAGACCUUCCUGGCUAAACAACACGACCCAUGGCUGGACAACGACCUCAAGAACUAUGAUAAAUUCACCCAACUGAAGAAUAAGAAGCCCGACCUGAAGGUGCUGCUGGGUUUGGGUGGGUGGAAUGACUCCCGCAGCAACAAGUACACUCGGCUGGUGGCAGAUGCUGGACUACGGCGUAAAUUCGUGGAGGAGGUGGUCAAGCUGCUGCUCCAGUACAACUUUGAUGGUCUUGACCUGGACUGGGAGUACCCGGGGUAUGAGGGAAGCCCCAGUGAUAAACAAGGAUUUACUGCUUGGCUGGAGGACCUCAAGUCAGCUUUCAGGCCUCAUAAUUUGCUGCUGACAUCAGCAGUCAGUGCUGGUCGACGCACUAUUGACCGUGGCUACGACAUCCCAAAAGUUGCUAAGCUGCUGGACCUGAUCCACCUGAUGUCCUAUGACUUCCAUGGGUCGUGGGAGAACAAGGUAGCCCAUCACUCGCCCCUGUACGCUGAGGCUGGUCAGAACCCUGAGCUGUGUACUGACUUCGCCGUCAACUACUGGAUCAAGAAAGGUGCUCCAGCUCACAAGAUAGUUAUUGGUGUGCCUCUGUAUGGACGAUCAUGGACACUGGCAGGGGCUGAAAACUUCCCAGGGGCGGCUGCUAGAGGUCCUGGACAACAGGGCCGCUACAUCAAGGCCUCUGGCAACAUGGCUUUCUUUGAAUGCUGUCUGGCUCAUCAAAAGGAAGGCUGGACAAAAGUGACUGGUGAAGGAGGACCUUACAUAACUAAAGGCGAUCAGUGGGUGGGCUAUGAUGAUGUUGAUGCAGUUGUGAAAAAAGCAGAAUAUGUGGCCUCUCGAGGCUUAGGUGGUAUUAUGGUGUGGGACACAGCGACCGAUGACUUUGGGAACUACUGUGGUCUUGGUCACAACCCUCUCCUGACAGCCAUUGCCAAAACUCUUAAUGGCAGCACAACCAGCACUUCACUCACAUCUCUGGACAGGAGACCCUCAAGACCUCAGGCAGGAUCUUCACAAAAGCUGCCGCCAGGAAACGAGAAAACUAAAGGUGUUGGGAGCCACGGUAAACAAGAUACCAUCAACACUGCUGGCACAAACACUAUUGGUGGUGGUACUUCUGGAAGAAAGAACUCAAAUGUAGAAAGAGUGAAAAAUAACAGAAAUAAUGUUGAAACCACGACAAAACUCUUCUACCCUUGGCAAGCGUGGCCAUUCUUCAGCCAGGCCAAUGAGAAGAAACAAGACUUCAACUCAAUUUCUCCCACGGCAGUUUCUCGUUUCACUUCUCGGCCGUCCUCUUCAUCCUAUCCCAACUUCAAGUUAAUAUUUACAACUACCACUCCUCCUCCGUUAACUCCAUCUCGCUUUAAUUUUCAAUCACCUCAUUCAUUUUCCCCUUCUCGCUUCACUUCUCGGCCGUCCUCUUCACCUUAUCCCGACUUUAAAUCAAUAUUUACAACUACCACACCACCGUUAUCCCCAUCUCGGUUUGAUUUUCAGUCACUAUCAUCUUCGCCUUCUAAGUUCACUUCUUGGCCUUCCUCUUCAUCUUCCUCUUCUCGGCCAUCCUCUUCACCUUACCCCGACUUUAAAUCAAUAUUUACAACUACCACACCUCCA
Homarus americanus (American lobster) is the source of this 1831-nucleotide messenger RNA. Its product is annotated as acidic mammalian chitinase-like. NCBI's taxonomy places the organism in Eukaryota, Metazoa, Arthropoda, Malacostraca, Decapoda, Nephropidae. Gene Ontology annotation, molecular function: chitinase activity; chitin binding. The record is from RefSeq and is a predicted model, not a curated record. Gene Ontology annotation, cellular component: extracellular region. The annotation marks the transcript as partial. The transcript is spliced from 9 exons. Gene Ontology annotation, biological process: carbohydrate metabolic process; chitin catabolic process.